CGGGGUGAGAGGUGAAGGGUCAGAGGGAAACACGUGGGUGGAGGACACGGAGCCGAUACUUAGCAGCAGCAGCAGACAGAGUCUUUGAGGAUCUCGGCGCUGGACUCAGGUGCCAGAGAAGCAGACCAUGGUGUUCUUCACCUGCGAUGCAUGUGGGGAGUCUGUGAAGAAGGCCCAGGUGGAGAAGCAUUUGAACGUAUGCCGUAACUGCCAGUGCUUGUCCUGCAUCGAUUGUGGCAAGGACUUCCGAGGUCAGGACUACAAAACACACCUGCGGUGCAUCACCGAGAACGAGAAGUACGGUGGCAAGGGAUUUGAGGCAAAGGCCAACAAAGGAGAUGUCAAGCAGCAGCUGUGGUUGCAGAAAGUACAAGACGCAAUCAAUGCCCCAGGCAUCAGCCCCCAGGUCCGUGAUAUCAUGAACUCAAUUGUUGGCUAUGACAAUGUCCCAAGGAAGAAGCCAAAGUUCCAGAACUGGAUGAAAAACAGCCUGCGUAUUCACAAGCAGGAGCUGCUGGACAGGGUGUGGGAGGUCUUCUCCUCGGCACAUGCGAACCAAGUUAACCCCAACCACCAGCAGCAGAACAAGGUGGAGAAUGAGGAGACUCCACAAAGCAAUGUGGUGCCCACGAAUGGCGGGACUUCGCUGGAUGAUGAAAACACAAAGCAGGAACCCGUGGAACGCAAAAAGAGUAAACAAGAGAGGAAGGAGGAGCGGCAAAAGCAAAACAGGGUCGAGAAAAAGGAUAAGAGGAUUCAGAACACCGAUGACUCGGAGCAAAAUGAAGAGAGCAGGAAGAGUAAAAAGAAAAACAAGAAAGGACAGGCGACUGAAGAAGAGGGUGAGGCGGCGGAGGAGGGCAAUGGGGAGGUGCAGAAGAAUGGAGAGACUAGAGGGAAAAAGAAACGCAAGCGGAAGGGGGAGGAGGCCGAGGAGGCGACUCGUGAGAAGGAGAAUAGCGAAGAGCCGAGCAAAGCUAAAAAGGUCAAACGCAAUGGAGAUGAGCAAGAAAAGAAGAAGAGUAAAAUAUCAGAUGAGGCUAAGAAAGACGAAUGCGAAAAUGGCGCACAGAAAGGUAAAUUUAACUGGAAAGGAACAAUCACGGCCGUACUGCGCGUGGCUGAGAACAAGGAGAUGUCGGUUAAAAAGCUGAGGAAGAAGGUAUUGGGCCAGUAUUUGGCCAUGGACGUCGGUGGGAAGCCAUACACUGAAGAGGAACUCUUGGCCUUGUUCAAUAAGAAGAUUCAAAGUAAUCCAAAGUUCAGAGUUCUCAAGGACAAGGUCGUUCGGCUUGUCGACUAGAACAAGGAAUCGUCCAGCCAGGAACACUUUGCAGAAUCAGUAAUUGAACUGCUUUGUAUCAGAGCAGAGAAGGAACUUCAAUGUUUUUUAUGUUGAGAUAUGUUUUGAUAUACCUGGGUAUAAUAUGUAAUUGUGAUACAAGUGGUUAUGUUGUACACUUUUUAUUGAUGCACUGCAACACAUUUCAAAAGCUUUUGGGAUUGCGUCUUGUUGGAAUUCUAAGGAACAAGCUGUUCUUGUGAAAAACGUUGGGAACAGAUGAAUCGGUGGUUGAGAUUUUGGCACCUGGAUUGAAACACGACCCUUGCAUUCUUUAGAGUGCUGUGUGCCAAAUCAAACCUGGUUACAUACUGUACUUGUAAAUGCUGUACAUUUAAUUUUGGAUGAAAUUGCGUGGGUGAGCUUUUUACCUGUAGUAACGUACAUCUAUUAUGUUGUCUUAUAUCAAAAACAUGAUGCAAAUUCCAUUUUUAUACGGCAAUUGUACAAACUGAUAAUGGUUUGGAAUGGAUAUUUUAAGGCUUGUCAAUAAAAACGUAUAUGCUAACCACAAACUGCAAAUAUUUUCACAUGUUUCGUCCAGUUUUACGUGCAUUCAAUGCAUGUUGAAUUUAGUUACCCUUAAAUUUUGAUUUAAAGCUUUCGUGACUCAUAUUCUUGUUUCUUUCGGUAAAGUCACGUAGAAGGGAAAUAAUAAAAUAAUUGAUUGCUUGUGUUGCAGUCGAAACGUUGUGAGAAUUUUUAUUGUUUUAUAUUAUUUUAGUUCCCCUUCAAUGGAAAAUAAGGUAAUUGAAGGCAGUAAGCAGCAUAUACUGUACUCGGAAGAAAUAUAAAUUGAAAUAUUUUUUUUCCUGAGUGUGUAUGCUGGUCCCUCAUUACCUCGUGUUCAUAUCAAGUCCGUGAAUACACGUUCUUUAUAUUUCAAUUCUAUAUCCAAAUAUAGUUUUCACGCCUAUUAACGAAUCCCCAAUCUCGGCAGCUAAAGGCAAAAUUCAGCCAGGAUUGUGUUUGGAGGGGGCAACCGCCACAUGUCUAUACGGGUGGUACUGAAAAGUUACAUCGGAUUCAUUCUGAUAUUUCUGACUGCUGAAAGAGGGCUUACAGCAGCAUAACAUAAAUAUGCUGCCCGGGACUUGGAACUUACAACUUGGAAUCCCUUUUUGACGAGCUACUUGCCCUGCCAUCCACCUUGCCGGAUUGUCCAAACAUGCAAAUUAGACUGUAUUCAAUCUUGAUUUGAAGCUUUCGUGACUGCAGGAAUCCAUACUCUUUGGUUCUUUCGGUAAAGUAACGUAGGUAUAAAAUAUAAUAAAUCACGACGUUUCGGGUGCAACACAAGCGUCCGUCAUCAGGUGGGAAAGCAUGGUCUGCUGCUGAGGCAGACUGGUUUUAAACGGUUUGAAAUGGGUGUCGCCUAAGGGUCAUAAAGAAGUGGCCAGGGCGAGUGAUGUUAAUGUGAGAAAUUAGCAUGUAACUAGAAAAGAAGGAAAGCGGCCUCCUAGACGAGGGCACGGAAGUGGCUGUUAAUGUGAGAGAUUAGCAUGUUAAUGUGAGAGAUUAGAGGGCACAGAAGUGGCUAUGUGAAUGUGAGAGAUUAGCAUGAUGUUAAUGUGAGAAAUUAGAGGGCACGGAAGUGGCUGUGUUAAUGUGAGGGAUUAGCAUGAUGUUAAUGCGAGAAAUUAAGAGGGCACGGAAGUGGCUAUGUUAAUGAGAGAGAUUAGCAUGAUGUUAACGUGAGAGAUAAGAGGGCACGGAAGUGGCUAUGUUAAUGUGAGAGAUUAGCAUG
Lethenteron reissneri (Far Eastern brook lamprey) is the source of this 3089-nucleotide messenger RNA. RefSeq names its product Ly1 antibody reactive (gene LYAR). Gene Ontology annotation, biological process: negative regulation of transcription by RNA polymerase II; rRNA processing. The record is from RefSeq and is a predicted model, not a curated record. Gene Ontology annotation, cellular component: nucleolus. NCBI's taxonomy places the organism in Eukaryota, Metazoa, Chordata, Hyperoartia, Petromyzontiformes, Petromyzontidae. Gene Ontology annotation, molecular function: DNA binding.